AUGUUAACAAAGCUGCUAAUAAAGGAAGCUACAUUUCUCCAUGAAGUGAAGGAAGAGGUGGAAUCUCUUGCAAAGAAAUUCAAGGACAUUGGCUCUGAUUUGAAGAAGGCCAAUGUCAUGACUGAUAGAGAAGAAGAAUUUGAUGAAUGGGUAACCCAAGUCAGAGAUUUGGCCUUUAAGGCUGAGGACGUUAUAGAAGUCUUCGUCAACAAUGCAACACCAUAUGAUGGUUACAAUGUUCUUCAGCUGAUCAUGGGAUGCUUCUGUCAAAUUAUAACUCUCCAGAAGUUGAAAAAUGAAAUUGAUUACAUCAAUGUCAAGCUAGACAACCUUCCUGAUAGAAGCUCACUGAUCACAAUUCAGAGUCCAGAAGAUGAAGACCUGAUCUUAAUGAGAACUCAAGAAGAUGAUGAUAUGGUAGGCUUUCUAAAGGAAGCAAAUGAACUGGCAACGUCGUUGAGAAAGGAAGAACCGCGAGGACAGCUCGUUGUUGUAUCCAUUUGGGCUCAAGCAGGAGCAGGUAAGACUGCACUUGCUCGAAAUAUUUACAAGAGAAGAGAUGUUAACAAUGAAUUCGAUUUUGUAGCAUGGGUUUCUGUUUCCCCAUACUAUGAAGUAAAAGAUAUUUGGCAAGCCAUAUUGAAACAAGUUAAGAAGCUCACAGAAGAAGAAAAGGAUGAGUUACAAACAAAGAAGGAAGUUGAGAUGCAGAGUAUGAUACCAGAGGGUAUUCUCACAGAGGAAAUGAAAGAUGUGGCUAAGCAAAUGCUUGCAAAAUGUGAGGGACUUCCAAUUGCAAUUGUUCUUCUGGGAGGCAUCUUAUCUGCAAAAAAGAAGGAUAUAUUUGAGUGGAUUGAUAUGCUUGAAAAGGUUCAUUCAGAUCUCACAGAAUCAAGAGUCCUCCGAAAAGAACAGAGAUCAGAUGACAAUGAAAUUACAAUGGAAGAUGUGGGUAGAGAAUGCCUAAAAGGUUUAAUCCAAAGGAGCAUGAUCCAAGUUGUUGAAUACAAAUCAAAUGGUGCUCCUCAAACAUGCCGUACUCAUGAUCUCGUCGGAUCUUUAGCAAUACAAGAAGCCAAGAAAGCUAAAUUUUCCACCAUUUCGAAGAAGAAACAAUUGGGUGGGUCAGUGGUGGAAGGCAGUCGUCGGAUUGCCCUGCAUCCUCCUGAAGAAGAGUUCUUUCAUAUUGCAGAAGCGGAUCAACUGGCAUCAAGGUUGACAGGGGAAGAACCCCUGGGACGGCUUGCUGCCAUUUCUAUCGUGGGUAUGGGGGGAAUAGAUGCAGAGUCAAAACUUGAAGAUGAAGAAGAGUUGCAAAGAAUGCUCUGUUAUCAUUUGAAAGAAAAGAGUUACCUGAUCGUAUUGGACAAUACAUGGAGGCAAGAAGAUUGGGAUGUCAUAGAAAGGGUCCUCCCGAAGCCACUCAAUGGCGAAAAAUGCGGAGUGUUAAUCACGACUCGCAUACCAGGCCAUUCUGUUAGUGGGUCAGGUGAUUCGCAGCUUCAACUGCGUGUUUUGAGUGAGAAGGAAAGUUUGAAUCUCUUCCUGCAGACGACAUUUAAGUGCUCAAAGGAUGAAAUACCAGCAGCUGGUCUCACCAAAGAGAUAAUGCACAUAGCAUCUGAAUUCCUUAAGUUAUGUUGUGGAUGUAAGAUUUUCAAUUAA
This is a messenger RNA of Macadamia integrifolia, 1665 nucleotides long. RefSeq names its product disease resistance protein RPP13-like. The coding region runs from base 1 to 1665 and encodes 554 amino acids. The record is from RefSeq and is a predicted model, not a curated record. Gene Ontology annotation, molecular function: ADP binding. The transcript has 5 exons. Gene Ontology annotation, biological process: defense response to other organism. NCBI's taxonomy places the organism in Eukaryota, Viridiplantae, Streptophyta, Magnoliopsida, Proteales, Proteaceae.